Molecule: messenger RNA, 645 nt
Organism: Coniophora puteana RWD-64-598 SS2
Lineage: Eukaryota; Fungi; Basidiomycota; Agaricomycetes; Boletales; Coniophoraceae
Product: TspO MBR-related protein
Exons: 5
Coding region: 43-588 (181 amino acids)
Cellular component (GO): mitochondrial outer membrane
Source: RefSeq, a predicted model, not a curated record
GUCCUAUCAACUCCUAUUCACUCCUUGUCUGACGCCAUCACAAUGCCCUUCAUUGGCCCUUUGUUGCUUUCUAUCCCUCGCAAUGUUUUUACAGCGGUGGGGAUUCCACUCACCCUCGGUUUCAUCAGCGGCUCGCAAACCAGGGGCGUCGUCCGCUCACCAUGGUACAAGGACCUACCUUCCCCGCCAGGCCGUCCAUCACCCAAGGUUUUCCCAGUUGCAUGGUCUCUUCUCUACUUAGCUAUGGGCUAUGCAUCGCACAUUAUUGUCAAGACUCUGGAUGAGACAGGUGCUACAGGCACGCGUUCUGAUCUGACAUUCGCUUUGAAACUGUACUAUGCUCAGCUCACGAUGAAUGUCCUUUGGUCACCACUGUUUUUUGGGUUGAAACAGGUUGGAUUGGCGCUAGUAGAUAGUGCCUUCCUGACGGGCACGACGCUGUAUAUGACUAACCUGUCACACGGGCUAACCAGAGGUAUGACGUCAUGGUUCCUUGUUCCCUAUUGUACAUGGUUAUGCUUUGCAACAUAUCUCAAUGGCGGCACUUGGUUACUGCUGAAAAGAAAAGGGGUCAAUCGAUCUGAGUAGGACAACUACCAGUAUUAUGACAUACAAAUUGAUCAAGAAAAAUACAUGAGACGUUCC